Molecule: messenger RNA, 651 nt
Organism: Cylindrotheca closterium
Lineage: Eukaryota; Bacillariophyta; Bacillariophyceae; Bacillariales; Bacillariaceae
Source: the annotation of a GenBank genome assembly
AUGUUCAUUGCAUCGUCAGUGCCACGUGGCCAUGCACAGGUAAUCAUUGCAAAGGACAAUGAUGAUGGCACAAGUACCCAGACAUCACAGCUGCCUCCGUCGGAUAUCAUCAGUUCCCAGUCAAGUCAUGAGCCUAGUGCACGCCCUUCGCCACCUCUUGGCGAUGAUUUCGGUCCCACAGGAAUAGCCUCAUCAUCUGAAUCACCAUCGUCCAUAAGAAUGCCUCCUUCUCCAACUACAAGUGAGACAGAAGGUUUAGCACCAAGCGAUAUUAUGGAAUCUACUUGCCAGAAUACGCCAGGAUUCCUGGUCAAGAGUUGGAUCUGGGAGGAACCUAGUGUUUUUUGCGACAACUAUCGUCUAUUCUGUUAUGACCAAGGAAAUCUUGGUCUGGCCAAAGAUCACUGUUGUAUAUGCAAGGGACCAGAAUGCAAACCCUUUUGUAAUGAUACAGAUUUUGCGAAUGGGAAAAAUACGAUGUCAACUGAUAGCGAUGAAGAUGCUAUGGCCGACAAUGAUGAGGGCGAUGAUAAUACUAUCGUUAUUCUCAUCGGCUGUUCAUUGGCAGUCCUAUGCUUGUUUGGCGGUGCUUAUGCAAUACCGAAGUAUCGCCAUCGCCGUCGUCUUCGCAAUAGAUAUGGCAGUGCAUAG